GAACGUGUCUGGGCCCAGAAUAGAUAACAAAAGAAGCAAGCACAUUAUCGGGAUCUCAUUUUAGUUCUGGCUUAAGCUCACUUAGGAACGGCAUUUGUUUUGUUAAAUUUAGCGCUUACGUUAGUGGCGGCGUCGAAAUGACAACGCCCACACUUGCAACACUCGAGAAGGCCCUAAAAGGGGAUCCCACAGCAGCGGCCACACAAAUCGCAAACGAACUUACCGCUGGCAUCUACAGAAUUGAUGCAUUGGCCGAGCAAUUGGGCUUUGCUCUGACCUCACCGGAAACCGAACAACGCGUCGCGGGCACAACUCUCUUUUCGGCCGUGCUAAGUGACCUGCCCAACGAUGUACUCAAUGCCAAGGAAUUGGAAUUUUUGUGCACCUUUUACACGGAUCGGCUGCGUGAUCAUCACAAUGUGAUGCCGGCGAUCAUUGCCGGGAUGAGCGCACUUGUGCGCAUGAAGAACGUGCCCGGCGAGAGUGUGACGCAGCUGCUGCAUGCCUUCUUUGAGUGUACGACGUGCCAAUCGCAGACGCGCAGCGAUCGCACCCAACUGUUCGAUAUGUUCAAGUUCCUCACAUCACAUUUCCAGCCGGAGCUGACGAAAAUGGCCGGAGACUUUUUAUAUGGUCUGAUCAAUUCCAUUGAUGGCGAACGUGAUCCUCGCAAUUUGGAUAUAAUUUUUAAUUUUAUGCCGGAGUUUAUAUCCCAAUAUCCGCUGUUGCAUUUAGCCGAGGAGCUGGUCGAAGUGCUCGCCUGCUAUUUUCCCAUCGACUUCAAUCCGAGCAAACAGGAUCCGGCGGCCAUAACACGCGAUGCCUUAGCUGAAAAGCUAACCAAUUGUCUCGUUGCCAGCGAACAGUUUGCCGAGGUGACGGUCUCCUUGGCCGUCGAGAAACUGCAGAGCGAACUUCUAGUUGCUAAGCUGGAUUCCAUUGAGUUGCUGCAUCAAGCGGCUCUCAAAUUUAAGCCGGCUGCGUUGGAGCCGUAUUUUCCACAAAUCUGGCAGGCACUGAAGGCUGAAACAUUUCCGGGCUCGGAAAAUGCGGAUGUGGUGCGCAAUGCGCUGAAAGCACUCGCCGAACUGCUGAAAUGUGCCGCCAAGGAGCCGAGCAUCAGUCACAAUCAUCAGAGCAUUGUGCUGGGCGUCGUUCUGCCCCAUUUGAGUGAUAUGCAUCAUCGUCUCUUCCCACCAGCGACGGCAAUUGCGCUGAUGUGUGUCUCUGGCGAUGCACAAUAUGCCGGCGACAAGAUAUUGAACACCUUCCUGAUCAAGUUGCAGACCAUCGAGCUGAACACGACCAGCAGCAGCAGCGGCGGCGGCGGCAACGAGGAACGCAUUAAGUUUUAUCAUAUCAUGUCGCAGGUCUACAAAUUGGCUGGUCUGCGUGAUGCGCUGGAUAAGUUGGACAAGAGCAUAUUGCUGCCACUGCAGGAUGAUGUGAUUGCGGCGCUGCGUUUGUGCGAGCGUGAGGAUUUCGAGGACAAGCAGCCGGAGGAUCUGGAGCUGCAGCGUGCCGCACUGCAGGUGCUAUGCAAAUGUGCGCCGGCACUGAGCGAAUCGCAGCGCGCCCUCAUCUACAAGUGCCUGGUGCAGUUAAUCAGUCAUCCGCACAUCGAUCUGGACUUUAAAUCGCUGACUGUCAGUUUGGGUGCACUGCAGCCGGUUGAGUUGCAGUCGAAUUUCAUUGACAUAUGCAUGCGUAACUUUGAUAUAUUCUCCGAGUUUAUAAAGCGCAAGAUUUAUACGAAUCUGUUGCCACUGAUGCCACAAAUCGCAUUCACGCAACGCAUUCUCGAGCUGGUCAUGCAACAAGCGUUUGCGGCCAAUGUGGUGGAGCCAACGCGCCUCUUGGCUCUCGAGGCGCUCAGUUCGCUGCUCGAUCAGGAGGAUCAACGUUUUGUUGUGGAGUUGCAACAGCAAUCGAAUCUGUUGCACAAACUGAUCGAGCUGGCACAGCAGACACAGCCAGAAUUGUCGCUGCCAUCGUUGGAGUUGAUUGCCGCGGCGCUCAGUCGGAUCAUGCAACAUCUGCCGCUAUCCGAGCAGAGCGCCAUUGUCAGUGAAUAUUUGCCGACGUUGCAGCUGCAAUUGGCCACAAAUCUGUAUGUGGCCAAGGGUCUGCUCGGCUAUCUGCACAAGGACAUCACUCUCGACGAUCACUUCGAGCGACUGCUCGACGAUCUAACCAAAUUGUCGCUCAACGCGGACAAUGAACAGUUGCGUGGCAUUGCGCAUCGCUUGCUCUGCAGCCUGGUCAACAAAAUGGACAACAAUUCAACGAAUCGCGACCACGUCAAGCGCAUCACUCAACGAUUGAAGGCCGCCAUUAAGGAGGGCGAUGAGCAUGCUGUUCAUGCGCUCGCCUGGAUUGCCAAGGGACUCGUCGUUGCCGGCUUCGAGGAGGCCGCCGAUAUGGUUGGCGAUCUCUCCGAACUGCUGGAGCAUCCCACAUUGAGCAGCGCCGCCGCUGUUGCCUUUGACGUCAUUGCUACCGAGUUUCCCGAACUGGAUUUGCCAGUGGUCAAGUUUCUGUACCAGCAGAAAUUCUUCCAAACCAUCAUGGGUAAAUUGGGAUCAAAGCUGUCCAAGUAUUGCGAGCAUCACGUCAAGGCCUUCAUCUAUGUGCUGAAGGCAACGCCACAUUCAGUACUCAAAUUGAAUAUAGAACAACUGGGACCGCUACUCUUCACGACACUGGACACCCACAACGAUGCACACUCGCUGUGCAUAGCGCUGGGCAUUUGCGCGAACUUUGUGCACCAUCAGGAUGAGUAUUUCCAGGCGCAUCUGGGACACAUUAUACCCAGCUGCCUUGAAUUGUCCAAGCAAAAGCCGCCACUUAAUAUGCAAGUGCGCAUUGCGGCGCUGCAGCUGCUCUAUGACAUUACCAAGUAUCCGACUUAUCUGCUGCUGCCCCACAAGGUGGAUGUGACCCUGGUGCUCGCUGCUGCACUCGACGAUCCCAAGCGGCUGGUGCGCAAUGCCGCUGUGAUGGCACGCAACGCUUGGUAUCUUGUGGGUGCGCCCACCGGGGAUUAGCAAGACGGCAAAGAUGCCGGACUGCAAAUUGUUAUUAACUAUGAAUCAAUUGACAAUGAAAGCAAUAUACGCACAAAUGUUA
Molecule: messenger RNA, 3129 nt
Organism: Drosophila grimshawi
Lineage: Eukaryota; Metazoa; Arthropoda; Insecta; Diptera; Drosophilidae
Gene: Mms19
Product: MMS19 nucleotide excision repair protein
Exons: 6
Coding region: 138-3047 (969 amino acids)
Biological process (GO): iron-sulfur cluster assembly
Cellular component (GO): cytosolic [4Fe-4S] assembly targeting complex
Source: RefSeq, a predicted model, not a curated record